This is a messenger RNA of Dreissena polymorpha, 1966 nucleotides long. RefSeq names its product TNF receptor-associated factor 6-like. Gene Ontology annotation, molecular function: ubiquitin protein ligase activity; metal ion binding. The transcript is spliced from 2 exons. Gene Ontology annotation, biological process: protein polyubiquitination; ubiquitin-dependent protein catabolic process. Bases 181 to 1335 code for a protein of 384 amino acids. NCBI's taxonomy places the organism in Eukaryota, Metazoa, Mollusca, Bivalvia, Myida, Dreissenidae. The record is from RefSeq and is a predicted model, not a curated record.
UCGUUCACAUUAAAACUUAAAAUUUUAGUAUUAAUGCAUAACAAUUCCGAUGUUGGAUUAUGUGAAGUUUAUAUGCGACUAAAGUAAAAUGCAAUACCACUGAUCAUCAAUACUCGCACUUCAUCGGUGACAGUCGCAAAGUUGAUUAAUUAAAUGCCUCAUGCGGCGUGAUCAGACAGUAUGAAAUUUAUUGACGCGAUUUAUCCUGUAAAACUAUGCCCGAUUAUCAAUGAAAUUGAAACUGGAGUUCAGAUAUUGAACGGACUUACUGAAUUUAAGACGAGUGAAUCGAAUAACAAUCUUGUUGGAUUUGAUUCGGAUGAUGUUACUCAUGAGACAUUUGCGAUGGGGUACAGCGUACAGCGCUUCAUCACACCUGUAGACCCGAACCUUAUUUGCGGCAUCUGCAGUUCCGUGCUCGAGGAUCCCGUACUGACCCCGUGUGGACAUUCCUUCUGCCAGUCGUGCCUUAACACAUGGCUGUUGCGGCCGAGAACCGACACGUGUCCGGAAUGCCGAAGUCACGUGGCAAAGGAGACCGUAAAGCCAGUAUUGUCGCUACGGAAUCUCAUUAACGGGUUUGACGUCGAGUGCGAUCAUAACGUUCGCGGUUGCAAAGUUAUUAUAAAACUCGAGCGGCUAAAAUCGCAUUUGGAGACCUGUGGCUAUAUCCCGGUGACUUGUGCAGGGUGUGAUGAGAGUGUGAACAAGUUCCAGCUAGCCAGUCAUCAGAUACAUUGCGAAGGCAUCGCCCAUUCCGUUAGUGACGAUACCGAUGAGUUCGAUGGCUCGUCAACUCAAAAACGUCUCAGUCACGCGCGGCUUAGUCACGCUUUGACGUCAAUCGACGUCUCAGAACUGAUUUCCAAAAUGGCAUCCUUGGAAUUUAAAGUGAAAACGCUUAAACGUGACCUUCAGAUAGCCGAAUCAAAAAACAGAGUCAUGGAGAGAGCGUUCAAGAAAACAAAGGAAGAGCUUCAAAAUAAACAGUCUGAAGUCAUUGAUCUGAACAACGACUUCGAUCCUGACUACGAAUACGGUUAUACUCCGCAAAGCAUCGCCAGGCUGUCUCUCCUAUUGGCAAGAUUUUUGUUGAAGAAACCAGCGUACAUUGACAGAGAUAAAAUAUUUACUGCCGUGAGACGUUGUUACGACAAGUACGCCCGUUGCGGUUCCGAGUUCGAACAUGAUAUCCACAUGCUCGUUGCUACUGCCUUCGCAAGUAACUGGUUUACGGACGAUUGCCGGACAACCUUGCACUUUUGGCUGCAGAGUAUCGCGCGAUAUCGUCAAUUGACAACGGUAUCCGCAAAAUACCUCACUAGUGCGAGAUAACAAAUCGAUUUAUUUAAAACAUCAAACUUGCCGUCUGAAUCUUCAUAAUCUUAAUCAACAUUUUUAUGAAGAAUAUACAUUACCGGUAGAUCUUUAUCUUGUGGGUGUAUUUAAAUGUUUAGAUUAGUUGUGUUCCUUUCAGAAAUUGCACAUUCUCUAAAAGCAUGAAGUAUCUAAAUCACGGUACUGUUAUAAUGUGUCCCUAUAACUGGCAUUAAGUUUAGACGAUAACAAUACAUCUGCAGACAUUUCAUUCUGUGAAAGACAUAAUGACUCUUGGGAUACUCGUACAUAAGAAAUCGUGGCUCUUAAAGCGACGAUGUUGGAGUAGGCUUACUGCUUGAAUUUUAUUGCUUUUCACUUUGUAACUUUACAUGUCAAACACGAUUACCAUGUAACACUUUCUGUAUACAUUCUUUGACUAUUUACAGAAUGUUAAUGUCCGUGUAUUUUGUCAUAAAUGUUUUACACUCUGUAUAAAUUUUGUUGAAAGGUUGUUUGAUACGGUUCCUGUUUACGUUACUGUUUUAUUUAUUUUUAAGUUGUUUAUUUCAAACAUACCAACACUUUACACGUUUGAUUGUUUCAUUUAGAUGUUGGGAUUAUAUCAAAUAAACCCCUUUACAUAAAA